This is a messenger RNA of Centropristis striata (black sea bass), 6384 nucleotides long. RefSeq names its product calsyntenin 2a (gene clstn2a). The record is from RefSeq and is a predicted model, not a curated record. Gene Ontology annotation, molecular function: X11-like protein binding; calcium ion binding; amyloid-beta binding. Gene Ontology annotation, cellular component: postsynaptic membrane; cell surface. The transcript has 18 exons. Gene Ontology annotation, biological process: positive regulation of synapse assembly; homophilic cell-cell adhesion; positive regulation of synaptic transmission. The coding region runs from base 33 to 2882 and encodes 949 amino acids. Lineage: Eukaryota; Metazoa; Chordata; Actinopteri; Perciformes; Serranidae.
CGGGGAAACAUCACCCACAUUGCUUGACAACCAUGCAGAUACUCGGAGUCCCUUUUUUGCUGUUUUGGCUCGUUUGGGGCCACUCCUGCGCUCUCGGCGGAAAAGUCAACAAGCACAAGCCAUGGAUAGAAACAUCUUACCACGGGGUAAUCACAGAGAACAUGGACACGGUGCUGCUGGACCCUCCGCUGGUAGCCCUAGACAAGGAUGCCCCAGUCCCCUAUGCUGGGGAGAUUUGUGCCUUUAAGAUCUAUGGUCAGGAUGCUCCAUUCGAGGCUGUGGUGUUGAACCGCACAUCAGGAGAGGGAGUCCUGCGAGCCAGCAGCCCUGUGGACUGUGAGAGCCAGAAAGAGUACACCUUCAUCAUCCAGGCCUACGACUGUGGGGCCGGACCCAGCGGGGCCGACUGGAAGAAAUCCCACAAGGCGGUGGUUCACAUCCAGGUGGAUGAUGUCAACGAGUUCUGCCCCGUUUUUCGGGAGACACUUUACAAGGCAUCGGUUACAGAGGGCAAAAUCUACGACAGCAUUUUGCAGGUGGAAGCUUGGGACCAAGACUGUUCACCACAGUACAGCCAGAUCUGCAACUAUGAGAUUGUCACUGCAGGGACACCAUUUGCCAUAGACCGCAAUGGUAACAUCAGAAACACAGAGCGGCUGAGCUAUGACAAGCAGCAGAGCUACAAGAUCAUGGUGACGGCCUUUGACUGCGGUCAGAAGAGAGCAAAGGAGGAUGUGCCUGUGCAUAUUGAUGUCAAGCCUGUCUGUAAGCCCGGAUGGCAAGGUUGGAACAAGAGGGUAGAUUAUGAGCCAGGGACUGGCAGCAGGCAGCUGUUUCCCAAGAUGCACUUGGAAACAUGUGGAGGUCCCCUGUCUGGAGUGAAGGCGAUGGUCGAGCUCCAGACCAAUCACAUCGGGAAGGGCUGUGACCGAGAAACGUACUCUGAGAAGUCUCUGCAAAAACUCUGUGGUGCAGCAUCAGGCAGCACUGACCUCCUCCCUGCUCCCAGCCCUUCAACAAACUGGACAGCUUCACUGCUGACUGACAGCGGCCGCGACAGUGACCUCAUCUACAGAUUCGACGGACGUCAAGCUGCUAAUGUUCCAGAUCACGUGGUGCCCCAGAACCUGACAGACCAGUUCACCAUAGCAACAUGGAUGAAACACGGGCCAAGUCCAGGACUCAGAGCUGAGAAGGAAACCUUACUGUGUAACUCUGACAAGACUGAAAUGAACCGCCACCAUUACUCUCUGUAUGUCCACAACUGCCGCCUGGUGUUCCUGCUCAGGAGAGAUUUCACUCAGGUCGACACUUUCAGACCUGCUGAGUUCCACUGGAAACUGGAGCAGAUCUGUGACAAGGAAUGGCACUAUUAUGUGAUCAACGUGGAAUUUCCUGCCGUCACACUCUUUGUGGAUGGUGUGACCUAUGAACCCUACCUGGUGACGGAUGACUGGCCGAUCCAUACCGCAAAGAUUGAUACACAGCUGACUGUGGGUGCCUGCUGGCAAGGUGGUGAGGUAGGGACCCCGAGGUUCACCCAGUAUUUCCGUGGCAGCCUAUCAGGUCUGACAAUCCGUCCGGGCCGCAUUGAAACCCAGAAGGUUAUUUCCUGUUUGCAGGCCUGCAAAGAAGGUCUUGAUAUUAACUCCCUUGAAAGCCUCGCUAAGGACAUCAAGUUCCAUUUUAACCCCGCCCAGUCUGUGCUGGUGGUGGAGGGAGAGGAUCUGGACAGCAUCAACACAGCCAUGACCAAGGUGUCCUACAUUAACUCCCGCCAGUUCCCCACACCCGGCCUCCGACGGCUACACAUCACCACCACAGUACAGUGUUUCGGCGAGGACACGUGUCUCUCCAUCCCAGACAUCAGGUCAGUGGUUAUGGUCCUGCAGCCCAGUGAACCGAGAAUCACCAUUUCAGGAUCUAAUCGGCUCGUCAGGCCUGCCAGCGACCUGCGGACUCCGCUGGGUGUGGCACCCUUCAAAGAGCUUCACAUCACCAGCACAGUAAUGAAGGGAGACAGCUUCGGUGGAUUGCGCAGACCAGGUGUGAUGGAGGUGAUGCAUAACCUGGACUACUGCGAUGUGCUGGUAAUUGGGGAAGAACUGAAUCCUGACAGAGAGAGUCUGGAGAUUCAUCACAUUGCCCUGUUGGGAAAACACCUGGAUGCCACUAACUCCACCUCUGGAAUAUCAAUAUAUGGUGUGGACUCCAUGGCCCACUAUGAGCAGGCACUGAGACAGGUGCACUACAGGAACUGGCGACCUGCCACCCUGAGUGAGCGAAGGUUCAGACUCACCUGCUCUGAACUCAACGGACGUUACACCAGCAACGAGUUCAAUUUGGAGGUCAGUGUCCUUCACCACUCAGCACCUGUGGAACAUGUUAAUCAUAUGGCUGCCCAACCUCAGUACAUGAGACCCGUCCAUCACCCACUCAUGAUACACACGCUCAACUCACACAUGUCAGGAGCAGCACCUCCGGCAGCCACUGUAGUUAUUGUGGUUUGUAUCGCCGCCCUGGUGGUUAUUGUGGUGAUCGGCGUGUACAGGAUCCACGCCACACAUCAGGAGGGGUCUAGAGAAGACGAGGACGAGGUCAAAGACACUGAGGAAGACUGGGACAAUUCUGCACUCACCAUCACUGUCAACCCCAUGGAGAACAUAAAAGGAGCACAGGCACAAGACGAGGAGGUAAAAGAAGAAGAACGUGAGGAGGAGGAAGAAGAAGAGGAUGAGGAGCAGGUGGGAGGAAUGACAAGUGCCGAGUCAGACAACAGUGAUGAAGAUGAAGAGGAUGGAGAAGAAGAAGAGAGAGAAGAGAUGAAAGAGAGUAAGCGGAAGGGAAAACUAGAGUGGGACAGUUCCUCCAUAACAUACUGACCAAACAUACAUGAACAUAUACCUGCACAUAUAAACACUCUUUACAUUUUCAUCUCUCUCUCUCUUUCUGUCAGCCACACACAAACACACAUCAUGCAGACAUUCCUUCACGCUCGCGACUCGCACACAAACGCUCACAGAAACAAAAUCUCUGAUAAAAUUAUUUACAAUCUGUUGCUGGAAAAAAAAUACUUUGUUGUCAUUUUUAAUGACACAUCUUCCUCUGCUGGACAAAGUCAGAACUACAGAAUCAGCUGCAGUCCCACAGUGCUGGAAAACAUAUUGUCUGUAUGUACUUUAUUAUUCACAUCACAGUCAAUGAAGCAAAAUAUAUGAUUCACAUCAAACACGCACAGUCUUCACAUUAUAUGGGCAGAAUUAGUUUUGCUGAUAAAAUUUAAAACUCUUAAAUAAAGUGACACAAAUUGUUCCCAUAUCUUACAUCAACACAAAGAUAAUGUGGGCUUUUAUCCCAACAUUUAAUAUGUGCAGUUACAUGUGUCCUCAGUAGAGGUCUUCACAUGUCAGAAAAUUCAACCCAAACAGACCAAGAACUAAACUGAACCGGAGCGUCUGUUAUUUGAAAGCUGGACAUCCAUAGAGAACUGAGAAAUGUUGAACUUGAACCCAGAAACCCAGACCCGAUAGGCAACAUUUUCAUAGCUGAUUGCUAUUAACAAGUUAUUGUUUAUUUAUAAGUUUAUAUAAUCCAUCCUCCUUUCCAAAAAUAUUGGUAAAACACAUUCAGGAUUAAAGGUCUUAAAAUCUGCUCAGGUUCUCAUUGGGUGCACUGGGCCUGAGAUAACUAAGGUGUUCUGUGAUCCUGUGACACCUAUUGAUCUGGUUAGUGCAGAGCAGAUUUUACUGUGCAUGUGUUAAUGAAAUGACACCGUUAGACCCUGUGUCAUCUCUUUUUACCCUCUUUGGCUGGUGCACGUCAUCUGUUACCACCUUGUGAUCACAGAUACACUGUGAUCACACUUCUCGGAUACACUCUGGUAUUACACAUGAUGUGAAACAGACCUGGGACCCACAGUAAUAGAACAGGAUCUGACUCGACUGUAUAACGUUGAGCCAAACCCCUGUGGGUCCCCAGUUGGGUCUUGUAUCCUUGGGUUUGGGUUGACUCGUGAAGACCUCUAGUCCUCAGACUACUUCUAUAUAAUUUAUGUUUUGUUUGACCCGACUUAUCAGCGAGCUGUAUCCAUAUCCACAUCCAUUACUUAAUGUAUCCAUAAACGUUUUUAAAUAUUAUUCCUUUAGCCUGUAUAGAAGGUAUAACAUAGCUGUACUGUCACUGAGUGUUUGUCCUCUGUUCUCAUCUUGAACUCAGACCUUCUCCUCUGUGUGAUCUGUUUCUCUAAGUAGCCCACAGUGCUGUAGUUCUGUGGCCUGGACACUAAAGAGAAACCCUGGAUGUGUUAUCUCUAACACCAUAAACAUUCCACAUUUGUCCUGAUCUAUAUACAAAGCAGACUCAUUACAUGUUCAAUAUCUUCCACCUUUGUUGUUGUUUUUUUAAGUAUUUUAAAGCUAAACUCAUCACUGCUCCGUCAGUUCAUGAGCUGAUGGAAACAGUUGAUUGUAGUUAAAAUACUGUUAGAAACAAAAGAGCUGUUUGUUUCCAUCUGUCUGUGUACAAAAUCUAUCCAUACUGUGGCCUAUUGUAGCUUUUACUGUUUAGGGUUAGAACAGUUAUCUUUCUUUUUUCAGCAGAUGAAAUGAUACGGAGAUGUUACUGUAUGCUAUCCCGUCUUUCUGCUGUUUUUAAUUCCAUUGUAAAGGGAGCCCUCUAUGCAAUUAUGGGCCCACUAUAAGGUACAGUACACAGAAACAGGGGUACUCCAGUGAUUAGUGCUGCACUUCAAUAAUGUUGGGGGGACUUACAGGAGACAGUUUGAAAAAAAAAAGGUAAAAAUUUCAACCGAGGUGGAGAUAUCCUGAUUUUAGUGCCUAGUUAUGGAUUAAUUUUCAAAAAUACUGAAUUCUACACUUCUCAUAAUGAAACUCAGUAGCAUUUCAGUCUGCCUGGCAAAUACACAGGGGCCGGUUUCACAAAGAUAGACUGUGGCUUGGAUCAAAUUGUCAGACUUAAGAAAGACAUCUACAUUAAUUUGCAUAAAGGUGUGCAGUACUUGAGUUAAAAUGACUAAUUUGCUAUUAAAGACUUUUCAAACAAAAACUGGCUGACCAAGCAUUAAGCACUCUUAACAAGAUAAGAAAAAAACAAACAUAUUUUUUACAUGUCCACAAAUUGUUUGUCCAACAUGAGGAAACAUAUGUUUGAAAAUAUGUAAUCAGAUGUAGAUUAUUAUAAAUUCUAGAUUCUUAUAUUUCUAUAUUAGAAUAGUAUAUGUUUUAUAAUUGUGUUAUCUGUGUAUGUUUAUUACUAUGUUUUUUAACUCCUGUACUGAUCAACAAUUAUUAUCCAGUAGGAUUCAUCAUUUAGAGCAUGAAUAAGAGCAGAUUUGGACGGUUAACAGCAUUUUCUGCAUAUGAAGUUGGCGUCUCUUAUUAUUGUCUCAACAGGAAAUUCAGGGAAAAUAUAGGAGAAAUUUAAGAUAAUGUUGCUGCAUGAGGCCCAUUGUUAGCAAACCAGAAAUUAUGAGUUAUAUUCUCUUUUUUCGUCAAUAUGUGGUGUUGGUAAGCCAGUGUCCCUGCUACAUUUUUGUGAAAAAUCUUAAAUUAGACUAAUCUGAUAGUCCAAAACAAGACUAAAUCACCCCUCUAAAAUAUUUUUGUGAAACCGGCCGCAGGUCUUCUGAACUGAUAGAUAACCCUGAUUACAUCAUCAAGGUUAUUUUCUUAUAAUUGACGGAUGGCAUUAUGUUUUUCUCAAACGAGUAGUGUUUCUUUUGAAGAGUAAACUAAACUAAACGUAUUAAGUGUAGGAGUGCUCCUUCAGUCAGGUGAAGGCCCGCAGAGCUAAAUGCUGGAGAAAAAAGAAGCAGACUGAUUGUUUAUGUCACUGGUGUUAUCAAGUCACCACUCCUGCACAACUUCACCAGAACGACAAACAGAAGGGGAAACUUCAUUGAUAUUAAGUCCAACUUGUGUCAUUAUUACUGCAAAGUAAGUAAACUAAAAAAGUUUAGCAUUAAAAUGAUCAGAAAGUAACAUUAACAUUCCCUCCCACCUGUUCAUGUCCACACAGUAUCAGUGACUAUUCCUCCAUCUGAGCUCCUCAACUGAUACUGAUCCUGUUCACCUGCCCCCCCCCCCCCCUUUGGCCUUUAAGCACCUGUGAUUGUGAUGUCAUCAUUGUGAAACAACUGCCUUGUUUCCCUCGUCCCCCUUUGUCAUAUUGUGCUUCUGAAAGAUUAAAGAGAAAAAAGGAUUCUUUUACAUAUAAAAACAAACCCUGUAAAAAUGUUCAAGACGGUUAUUUUAUAUAUCUGUUUCUUUUUCUUUUUGUAAACAAAAUGGUUGGGAUUUCUCUCUCUUUAGUGGUCAUCCCACUGCUUUCUGUAUAUUGACCAAUAAAGACUUGUUUUAGACUCUA